CAAUGACCAUUCAUGUUGUGUUGGAAAAGAAAAGAACAGAGGAAGCUUAUGGCAGCAGCAGAGGCAUUGACACUUAUAGGGACCUACAGGAGGUUUAAGCCACACCUCCUCAUGGUUUUGGCUCAGAUGGGCUAUACUUUCUUAUAUUUCAUCACAGAAGCUUCCUUUAAUCAUGGGAUGAACCCUCAUGUAUACAUUACUUAUCGACAUAUUGUCGCUGGCUUAGUGAUGCUACCAUUUGCCUAUUUUCUUGAAAGAAAAAUAAGGCCUAAUUUGACAUUAGCUCUGUUUCUGGAGAUUUUUGUUCUCUCUCUUUUGGGGGUAGGUUUGACUCUAAAUAUGUACUUUGCAAGCUUGAGAUACACCUCUCCAACCUUUCUUGCAUCAAUGGUCAACACCAUAGCAUCCCUAACUUUUGUAAUGGCAGUAGUACUCAGAUUGGAGGUUGUUGAUCCUGGAAACCCUCGUGGGAUAGCCAAAAUUCUAGGAACUUUGGUUUCCUUGGCUGGCGUGACGAUCAUGACUUUGUACAAGGGACCCCUCAUGAAAAACUUAUGGCAUCCUCUAAUCCAUAUUCAAGGAAAUGCAGUAAACCAUGAGAACUGGUUGAAGGGUUCGAUUCUUACAGUAGCAAGCUGCAUAACAUGGUCUAUAUGGUACAUAAUGCAGGCAUUUACAUUGAAAAGAUAUCCAGCACAAUUGUCACUGACCACAUGGAUGAACUUUGUUGGAGCUGCACAAUCAGCUGCGUUCACAGUGAUUGUAGCACAUGAAAAAGCCUCUUGGACCAUUGGUUUCAACAUUGACUUGUGGUCUACUAUAUAUGCUGGUGUUGUGGUCUCUGGCUUAAUAAUCUUCAUUCAACUAUGGUGCACAGAACAAAAAGGACCAGUUUUUGUAACAAUGUUCAAUCCCCUUUCCACAAUAUUAGUGGCAGUUCUAGCAUACUUUGUUCUGGGCGAAAAACUUUAUAUGGGCAGUAUACUAGGAGGAGCUAUUGUCAUUUUCGGUCUAUAUUUGUUGUUAUGGGGCAAAGAAAGUGAUGGAAAAGAACUGAAGCCAAAAGAGCAAUUUUAUGAAGAGCAUAAAGACCCUAAAACACAGGUAUAGAGAGGAUUUGGAAGAAGAACCAUAAGGAAGUUAUAAUCAUUUCCUUCACCAGCAGAUGAGGAGGUCACUGCCAAGACAUUUCUGAUCAAUAAAACAAGAAGAAGACACGAGUAAGAAAGACACUGAAUGAACUGAAGUUCAUUUUUCGGCCUUUGAUGUUGCUGAGUACUUAUCUUGGUACCAUUUUUCAUAUAUAAAUGGAUCAGCUGCAUCAAGUUCAGACUCCAAUUGUGAACAAAUAGACUUUGAAUAUUUUUCAUUGAAAAAAGUUUGUAAAUCUCUCUGUAUAAGGAGCAUAUGAAACUAGAUGAUCACAUUACAAACA
This is a messenger RNA of Cornus florida, 1435 nucleotides long. Its product is annotated as WAT1-related protein At5g07050-like. The transcript has 7 exons. Gene Ontology annotation, cellular component: plasma membrane. The coding region runs from base 13 to 1110 and encodes 365 amino acids. The record is from RefSeq and is a predicted model, not a curated record. Lineage: Eukaryota; Viridiplantae; Streptophyta; Magnoliopsida; Cornales; Cornaceae. Gene Ontology annotation, molecular function: transmembrane transporter activity.